CUAAAUAUUUAUUCUGUGAAUUAUAUCUUCCACUUCAGACAAUAUAUUCAGAUUACAGUCAGAUUUAAUUAGAACGUUUUUUAGUAGCAAAUAUUUUAAAUUUUGAUAAUAAUGGAUAAAAUCUGAUAAUAAAAUAUUGUAUAAACUUAAUCAAUCUUGAAAGAUAAAUCUUGUCAGUUAGUAGUAGAAGCAAAUACUUCGUGAAGUGAUCAUGCAGUAAUAUACAAUGGGUGGUGGUAGUUCAAAAAAAGGACGUGAAGUGAGUGUUAACGAUGAGUUAUCACAAAACAAUAAUAACAGUGCAGUGAAUAAUACAGACAACAAUGAUAACAACAAAGUUUUAGAUUUAAGUAAACUAGACUUACAAUACAUUGAAACGAUUCGAAAGGAUUUUCGUGAGACCCCCGAGUUAUUUUUGUUGAACAACGUACUUAUGUGUGUUAUGUUCUUUACGGAUUACAAAAAGUUUUCAGAGGAACAGAUCAAACACAAGUUAGUUAAACAAAUUGACUGCCUAGCACCCGAUAUUAUUUUCGAAGAAGUUAAUAAAAAUAUCACAUAUCGUCCUCAUCAUGGAACAAAGAAGCACCAGUCAGAACCGCUAAUACCGAAACGACUAUAUGUACUUAAUGAUGAAGUUAAAGUACUUGGAACUAUAGAAGAUGCUACGAAUAUAGAGGAUGAGGACAAAACUGUUGUGAGGAUUGAGGAAUCUCGAAAAAGAGGAUACAUAAGACUUAAGGAAAUAGUUGAAAGGCCUACCUACAGUGGUUCACCCGUACUUACCUUAGAUGAUAACUCAGAACCUAAUUCAAGAAGUUCUAACGACUCUUCUGAUACUGCUUAUACUAAUUUUACAGACUUAAGAACUCCAACUCCCAUGGACAUAUUAAAUGGUCUGAAGAGACAAUCCUCAAAAUCUGUUGCUUUGCCAAAAACUUGUAUAUCAUAUCGGAAAAUUAAAAAGAUUUCAUGGGACUCGGAUGAAUUAAGAGGUGAAAAAAUUUCCGAGGAUGAUUUAUACGAUACAGUUUCUUAUAUAAAUUCGAAGAGUUUUAGAAAGUACUCACAAAACGAUACAUUGUUAAGUACAGCUGCUUUAUAUUUGGAUAUACAAGAAGAAGAUAUUCAGGAAACUCAAAUUAUACAAGAAAAAGUUGUAUUUGACACCAUUACAAGUGAAAAGAAAAUACCAUAUGAAAUUAUACCUUCUAUAAAGGCCAAAUGGCCACUAGAACAAACUUUGGAAUUCGCGACUAAAGGAGAAAGAUCUUCCGAAGGUAAAAAAGUAUGUAUAUUUCCUACAUCAAGUAUGGUAGAAGAAAUAAUAACCUUAGAUUGUGUCCUGCUACCUAAAGGUUAUUCAUACAAAAGAGGUGAAUAUAAUGACUCUGAUAUUGAAUGGGAACUGUGUUUUCCCCAAGCACAAAGAUAUCUGGAAAGUUUCAUGAGUCAUGCUCAAAUGAAAAGCUUGAUCAUUCUUCUAACACUUCAUAAAACUUUCAUAGAACCUCAGACUGCGCAUUUAGGUCUCACGGCCGAUCAUAUAAGAAACUUCAUCUUUUUGGAAUGUGAGUCCCAUUAUAGUGACUGGGCAGAACAUAGGCUAGGUAUUAAAUUGUUGAAAGUACUCAAACGUCUUCAUACACAUCUAUCACAAGCUAAACCAUGUAUUCCAGACUUUUUUGUUACCAAUAAAAAUACUUUAAGUGAAGUACCUAUUAGAAAAAUAAGAAGAGCUCUAAUGGCUUUGGAUGAAAUUUUACAAUCUCCCCUGAUGUACUUCAUAAAAGCCUUACGAAAUCUUAGAUAUACAGACGGGAGAAAUUUCUUCCCUCCUUUAAAUUUUAAACAGUUGCACGAUCUGCUAAAUAAAUCUGGGUUGGAAUUCUCCAAUCCACAACUUGCGUCAAGACUCCGCAAGAAACCACGUUUCACUGAUACAGAAGCGAUGGUAAGUCACUUACGAGAUGCCAAAAAGCGCCAGAAAAUCUUGAGACAGAGGCAAGAGGAAGAAGAAAGGGAAAAGAAUGACAAAGAUGAUCAACCUAGAAAAGGAUCUGUUGAUUCAAUAAACAUGGAAUGGAUAUGUGAGAAACAAUUCAACCUCCAAAAGAAACGUGCUCUCUUAAAAUUCUUCAUUGAUACCUUCAUUGAAAUAGCAGAGAAAUGUCUCACAAUUUCGUCAAAGAAAAAUACUUUGUUCUACAUAAAACAAGCUUAUUACUUGUCCACAAUUCUUCGCGAAGAAUGUGCAGCAUUUGCAGGUGAUGCGUACGAAUAUAAUGAAAAAAUUUUCGAAUUAGAAGCAAAAUGUAACCUGUUGGAAAAAGAGCAAACGGUUGAUGAGAUCAAGGUCGAAUUCGUAAAGAAUCCAAAGAAAUUGAAUGCAAAUGUUAAACAUGACAAGGAAAAUAGUGUAGACAAUGGUAGUGUUCCCCCAAGGAAAAGUGUUACUUUUGUUGAAGUGCACAGUUCCACAUAAUAUUAGUGUAGUUGUUCCAUUAAAUCUUUACACAAACGUCAUGAUUCAUUUGCAAACAAGGUAUAAGUGAAACACUAAGUGAAACGUACGUCGAUAUUUAAUUAUCAGUAGUAAUUGCACAAGAGCUCUAAAAUUAUUGAAUUUUUCCCUAGUGACACUUUGACAGUUUUAAUUUCACGAGCCGAAAGCGAGUGAAAUUAUGUCAAAGUGUCAAAAGGGCAAAUUAGUACAAUUAAACAAACAGUUGUUAUAAAUAUUAAUUUGACGGUUGAAAGUCAUCACUUUUAUAAUUUUUAAAACAUUAAUUGUCAUUAAUGUCACUGAAUGUAUUUUUUCGUAGCAACGAAGGGCAUCUGACGUAAUAUACUUGACGACGGGAAAUUAUCAAAAAUUAUCGAUUUAAUUUAGAUUUCUGUAGCUUUCUAUUGGUCAUAAUCUCCUAUGAAUGAAAUAAUCAGUAGUAAUUGCACAAGAGCUCUAAAAUUGUUGAAUUUUUCCCGAGUGACACUUUGACAGUUUUAAUUUCACAAGCCGAAGGCGAGUGAAAUUAUGUCAAAAGUGUCACGAGUGCAAAAAUUAUAUAUUAAUUUUAGAGAUCGAGUGCAAUUUGUUGCGAUUAUUUCAUGAAUAAAACUGUUCAAAACCAAAAUUGUAUUGUAAUUUAUUUAUGUAAGUACAAAUUAGUACAAUUAAACACACAGUUGUUAUAAAUAUUUUACUGUUGAAAGUCAUCACUUUUAUAAAUUUUAAAACAUUAAUUGUCAUUAAUGUCACUGAAUGUAUUUUUUCCUAGCAACGAAGGGCAUCUGACGUAAUAUACUUGACGACGGGAAAUUAUCAAAAAUUAUCGAUUUAAUUUAGAUUUCUGUAGCUUUCUAUUGGUCAGAAUCUCCUAUGAAUGAAAUAAUCAUUAAUAUAUACUGUCAAUGUAAUAAUUAGGAAAUGGCUUUUAUCGUUGGACGUAUUUUAUAAAAUUAUAUUGUACAUUUAUACUUAACUUGUUAUAAUAUAUUUAACACAAUAUAAGUUUAUAAAAUAAACACAAUGUAAGUUAUAAAUUCCAAUAAACACAACAAAUGCGCUAAUGUCACUAUCACUGAAAGUGAUACACGUCAAAAUUCAUAGUAAACAAGGUAUCAAAGACGUGCCGUAUCGUUUAUCCUCGUUUAACUUAUUGUGGUUUCUAAGGACAAGCGGUUUAAUUUUGCAAUACUAGUUUCUGUGAGUAAAAAAGAGACCUAGUAUAAAAAGUAAUUCGUGAAUAAUUUCAUGCAUGUGUAAAGACAUAAGAUAUAAUGGAAGAACUAUAACAGAUGUGAUGAUAAUGUCUUAAAACUGAAUAUGUAAAGUUUGGUCGUUUAAAACGAUUCUAGUAAUAACUUUAUUAUAAGUCGAUUCGCUAACCUAAGACACAACUGUCUACACUACAAUCACAAUAAAAAUUCACUAUAUAGAAAUAAACAAAUCAAGACACGUUGAAUGUUCGAGGAGCACUCCCAAAUCAUGACUUGGGAGUGCUCUCGUGCUUAUUUAUUUCUAUUGCAUCUUUAUUGUGAUUGUAGUGUAGACAGUUGUGUCUCAGAUUAGCGAAUCGGCUAUAGUUAUGUAUUAUAGCAAUAACUUUAUAAGUUAUUAUUUAUAUGAGUUUAAUGUUAUAUUUAUACAGGGUGUUUCAUUGAGAAACGGAAAUACUUUAAUGGUGAAUAGAGGUCACCGAGCCGGUUCUAGGUGUACUACAUUUUUUGCCCUACCGACUUUUAUAAUCGAGUUACAGGGUGUUUUAUCGAUUUUGCCCAUUUCUUUCCUAAGCCGUAACUUUAGAACCACCCUGUAUAUUUUUUUGAUAUUUGGUACACAUAUGUCUCAUUCAAAAUCCAAACGACUGACAUACUUACUAUAAGAAAAAUCCAGGUCCGGAUUAACAAAAAAUUAUAAAGUAAUUUUGACCUUAAAACAACACCCUGUAUAUUCAAAUUUUGAAAAUCUGUUUGCAUAUUUGAAAAGAGCACAAAAAAGUAAGUUUAACGGUUUGCUUCAAUUUUUCGGCCAGACAAUUUUAUGACUUUAAUUUUGAAAUUAUAUUGAAUUUUUUAAGAACUCUGACAUGAAAAAGAAGAUAUUAUUAACUUUUAAUUAUAAAUUAUUAAAUUUAAUAAAUAAAUACUCAUUCUAAAUAUAAUCAAUACUUAUUUAGCACAUUGGAACGAUUCAAUUACUAAACGACCUAAGAAUCCAGGUCCGGAUUAACAAAAAAAUAUAAAGUAAUUGUGACCUUGAAACAACACCCUGUAUAUUGAAAUUUUGUAAAUUUGUUUGCGUAUUUUAAAAGAGCAUAAAAACUGCGUUAAAAGGUGCAUGUCAAAUUUUUGCGCAGAUAAUUUAAUUACGGCAAUUUUGAAAUAAUAUUGAUUAAUUCUGUCAAGGUCACAAGAAGCUGCCAGAAAACUGAAGAACAAUCCCAAGGUAAUUAGAAAUCGAUUCGAAAUCUUUUAAAACGAGCAAGGAAAUGCAUCGAACAAAAUGGCGGAUAUUUUGAGCAACUGUUAUAUUUCAAAUAUUUUUAAUUUAUGUUAAAUUGUUGAAUUGUUUAAUCGAAUUUUUUUUGUUAGAUAUAGCUGUUUUUUAAUUCUUUACUAAAUCAUUAAAAUAUCCCAAUUCUCGCAAUUUUAAUUUUUAAUGAUGUGCAUACAGCUACAAGUCCAGAGAAUAUAUGAAGCCAACGUAGUAAAUAAGUAUUAAGUAUUUUUAAAAUAGGUAUUGAUUCAUUAAUAUUAAAUUAUUAAAAGUUAAUAAUACCUGGUUUUUAAUCUCAGAGUUCUUUAAAAUUUCAAGGUAAUUUCAAAAUUGAUGUAAUUAAAUUAACGGCGAAAAAAUUAAAAUUAACCUUUAAUAAGAGUUUUUAUGCUCUUUUAAAAUGCGCAGACAAAUUUUCAAAAUUUCAAUAUAUAGGGUGUUCGUUCAAGGUCACAAUUACUUUAUAUUUUUUUGUUAAUCCGGACCUGGAUUUUUCUUGUCACUAGUAAUUUGGUCGUGCCAAUGUGGUAAAUAAGUGUUGAUUAUUUUUAUAAUGAGUAUUUAUUCAUUAACUUUAAUAAUUUAUAACUAAAAGUUAAUAAUACCUGCUUUUUAAUGUCAUAGUUCUUAAAAAAUUCAAUAUAAUUUCAAAAUUAAAGCCAUAAAAUUGUCUGGCCGAAAAAUUGAAUCAAUCCAUUAAACUUACUUUUUUGUGCUCUUUUCAAAUAUGCAAACAGAUUUUCAAAAUUUGAAUAUACAGGGUGUUGUUUUAAGGUCACAAUUACUUUAUAAUUGUUUGUUAAUCCGGACCUGGAUUUUUCUUAUGGUUAGUAUGUCGGUUGUUUGAGUUUUGAAUGAGACAUGUGUACCAAAUAUCAACCAAAUAUACAGGGUGGUUCUAAAGUUAUGGCUUAAGUAAAAAAUGGGCAAAAUCGAUAAAACACCCUGUAACGCGGUUAUAAAAGUCGGUAGGGUAAAAAAUGUAGUAUAUCUAGAACCGGCUCAGUGACCGCUAUUCACCGGUAAAGUAUUUCCGUUUCCCAAUGAAACACCCUGUAUAAAUGACAAUAAAAAGAAAUCCUUCAUUGAUGCGAAUGACUACUAGUUAGUUUUUUUGUGGGAAAAAUUGAAUAAAUAUUACAUGUAUAUUAGACCAGUAAGGAUUUGUUUUUAGGUGGAUGUGAGAGGUGGCAUUCAGAUUUUUGCGGAUAAAGUUAGGUGAUAACUUCGUUAAUAAUAAUUGAUUUAUGCUCCUUCUCAAAUAUGCCCGGAACAUUAAUAAAAAAAAAUAAAAUAUUUAAAAAUUUCAAAAAAUUUCGUUUUUUUUUCUACUUUUUUUCCUUGUAACUUUAAAACGAUUCAUUUUGGAACAAAGUCGUAUAGGAAUAAAACAAAGAUAAUUAAAUUUUCUAUCAGAUACGAUUGGUUAAAAAUGUCUUAAUUUAUCACCCUUGCGGCAAAAUAGCAAUAAAUAUCAAAUAAGGGGGCAAGACAAGCCUGUCCUUAUUCAAUGAUUUUCCAUCACUUAGGUUACACUUGGAACCCUCCUUAUUCGCUUAGAAAAUUUUUGUAAUGUGCUAAAACCGUACACCAAAUUUCAUUAAAAUUGACUUACUAGAUUUUGAAUAAUAAUUUUGCAAUCUAAACUUUUUUUAAAAAAUUAAAAUUUUUUAAAAUCUUGCACAACAAACACUGGAACAUACAAAGAUUUGUCAAUUUUUUACAUAUAAAGAAGCACUCCACCUAUCUAAGCACUUUACAGAAUUGAAAUCGGAUUGUUUAAGCAGCCUCAGCAAUGUUUUAAAGUUAUAAACAAUUUUUUGGCUUAUAAACAAAUUUGUCCUGAGGCCAGGAGGGGGUGCUACGGGCUCCUUUAUUUAGAUGGACUUACCCAAGAUUUUUAUGUAUUUUUUGACCCGUAGAACAUGAUUUUUUUGGGUAACAGUUGAUCCGGAUGUCGAUAACAUUGUUAUAAACAAAGAACUUGAGGAAUUACAUAACAUCGAUUUUUCGCAAAAUAAAACAUUUUUUUGUAUUUCUUGGGUAAUUCUAAGCAAAAAAUGUUCUUACAAGUUUUUUCGUAGGAUGCAUAGUUUUCGAGAUAAACGCAGUGGAACUUUCAAAAAUUCGAAAAAUUGCAAUUUUUGAACGCGAAUAACUUUUGAUUAAAAAAUAAAAUAGCAAUUCUGCUGACAGCAUUUGAAAGUUUAAGUCAAAUUAUACCGGUUUUAAUUAUUUGCAUUGCUAAAAAUUAAUUUUUUUAUUAUUAAACAAAGCUAUUUGUUUAUAAGCCAAAAAAUUGUUUAUAAGUUUAAAACAUUGCUGAGGCCCCUUAAAUAAUCCGAUUUUAAUUCUGUAAAGUGUAUUAGAUAGGUACAGCACCUCUUUAUAUGUAAAAAAAUUAGACAACUUCUAAAUGAACUUUUUGUUCAGAAAGAUUUUAAAAAAUUUGAACUUUUUUAAAAACAUUUAGAUUGCAAAUUUAUUAUGCAAAAUCUAUUAGGUCGAUUUUAAUGAAAUUUGGUAUACGGUUUAAGUAUGUUACAAAGAAUUUCCUAAGCGAAUUACUAAGGUUCUAAGUGCCACCAAAGUGGUUAAAAACAUUGAAUAACAACAGGCGUAUUUUGCCCCCUUAUUUUGUAUUUAUUGCUAUAUUGCAGAAAAGGUAAUACGUUAACGACAUUUUUGACCAGUCGUAUAUCAUACAAAAUUCAAUUAUCUUUAUUUUAUUUCUGUACGACUUUGUUCCAAAAGAAUCGUUUUAAAGUUAUAAGCAAAGAAAGCAGAAAAAAAUGGACGUUUUUCGAAAUUUUUAAAUAUUUUAAUUUUUUUAUUAAUGUAUAUAGAUCAUAUUUGAGAAGGAGCAUAAGUCAAUUAUUAUUACUGAACGUGUCACCUAACUUUAUCUGCAAAAAUCCGAAUGCCACCUUUCACAUCCAAAAAUAGACGUUUUUUCACAGACUCUUACUGGUCUAUAUACAGGGUGUCCCGAAAAGAUUGGUCAUAAAUUAUACCACACAUUCUGGAGUCAAAAAUAGUUCGAUUGAACCUAACUUACCUCAGUACAAAUGUGCUCAUAAAAAAAGUUAUAGCCCUUUAAAGUUACAAAACGAAAACCGAUUUUUUUUAAUAUAUUAAAAACUAAUAGAGAUUUUGUAUUGAAAAUGGACAUGUAUUAUUCCUGUAGCAAUAGCAUUUUAAAACAAAAUUAUAGUGAAGCUUGUCCACCCCAUAAAAAUUAUAUGGGGUUUUGUUCCCUUAAACCCCCCCAAACUUUUGUGUACGUUCCAAUUACUUCAUUAAUGUGAUACCAUUAGUUAAACACAACGUUUUUAAAACUUUUUUGCCUCAGUAUUUUUUCGAUAAUCCAGUUUUUAUCGAGAUGUGGCUUCUUUUUUAAUAUAUUUACAUAAAAAAUUUAUGGGGGUUUUGUUCCUUUAAAGCCCCCAAACGUUUCGUUCCAAUUAAACUAUUAUUGUGGUACCAUUAGUUAAACACAGUGUUUUUAAAACUUUUUUGUCUCUUAGUCUUUUUUUGACAAGUCGCCUUUUAUCGAGAUGUGGAUUCUUUUUCAAAAUAUACCUAAAAAUGCAAAUUAUAAAUAAAUUUUCAGAUUAUUAACAGGUCUCUAUAAUCGUACUUAACCAUAUACAAAUAUGUGGUGGAUUCGACAAAUAUUCAAAAUAUAUCGAUAAACACUGGCUUAUCGAAAAAGUACUAAGAGGCAAAAAAGUUUUAAAAACAUUGUGUUUAACUAACGGUGCCACAAUAAUAAUUUAAUUGGAACGUACACAAAAGUUUGGGGGGGUUUAAAGGAACAAAACCCCCAUAAAAUUUUUAUGGGGUGCACAAAUUUCACUUUAAUUUUUUUAUAAGAUGUUGCUGCCAUAAGAAUACCACAUGUCCAUUUUCAAUAAAAAAUCCCUAAGAGUUUUCGAUAUAUGAAAAAAAAUCGAUUUUCAUUUUGUAAGUUCAAAGGGCUGUAACUUUUUUUUGUGCACUACUGUAUAUAAGUAAGUGAGGUUCAAUCAACUUAAUUUUGACCCCAAUAUCUGUGGUAUAAUUUAUGACCAAUCUUUUCGGGACACCCUGUAUAUUUCCAACUUUUUUAUUUUUAACAUCUGUGUUGAUUACAGGCGCCAUGUGAUUUUACAAUAUCACCUUGUAAUAACAUAUAUGUAAAACAAAUAAAAAAUAAUCGAAAUGUAAUAUUUGUGUUCUACAAUCUAGUUUGUAUUUUGAUUAGAAGAUACUUAAGAUAUGAACGCACAAGCAACACUCUUUAUUUACGUAAUACUGUUUUGUUUAUGUCAUUGUUUAUUAUGUACACUAAGUUACUCAAAAGUAUGUACAUACACUCCAACUUUAAGGCCAACCAAUAACUAUAACAAAAACAAUGCUAGAAAAGAUAAAUACAUUGUAUUUGGAUAGGUUUUUAUUCAACUAAAUUUAUUUCCUUUAUUUAUUUAACUAAACUUCUUUCCUUUAUUCAACUAAAUUUAGUAGAAGAUAUUUUUUUCAAUUUUUUAAGUAUUUAUGUGCAAAUUUACAACCUGCUGUUGAAAGCUGUAAAUAAACGUAUUUUAAAAUA
Messenger RNA from Diabrotica virgifera virgifera (western corn rootworm), 9590 nucleotides. RefSeq lists its product as uncharacterized. Bases 227 to 2485 code for a protein of 752 amino acids. The transcript has 4 exons. The record is from RefSeq and is a predicted model, not a curated record. Lineage: Eukaryota; Metazoa; Arthropoda; Insecta; Coleoptera; Chrysomelidae.